CUCUGUGUCUGUGUGCAACGUGCAGGAGCAGCACCAGGAGCAGCAGCAGAGCAGUGCCCGAUGGCUGCCUCGGGACCUGGCAUUUGGCCCUGCACUUGCUGCAGGAGUCCCUGCCCGGGUUCCCUGCUGGCCCAACCUUCGCACCCAUCUCAGAACCUGGGUUCCCAAGGGGGUUGCCUCAAGUGGUUGCUAGGAACCUGAGGCCAUGGCUGCCCCAGUUUUGGCUGCACGAUGCUGAUGUCAGAGUGGCCAUUGUGACCCGCGCAACCAAGGCCUCCAAAGGGAAGGCUGGGCUCAGGCCGUGUGUCAGUGCGACCUGACAACGGGAGGAGAAGGCAGGGCAGGGACGCUGCUGCCCAGGGACCAGAGGAGCCCCACAGCUCGGGGCUCUGGGCCUGUGCUGCAGGUUCCCCUGCCUCUCCCUGCCCACAAUCAGAGGAAGAACAGACAGAGCAGACUGCGGUUUUCCUCGAGGCGACGACGGGAGGAGAAGGCGACAGGAGCAGGGCUCACGCAGGGCUCAGCAGGGAGUAGUGCCCUCGUGGCUCUGGGCCUGUGCUGCAAAUUCCCCACCCUCCUCUUUCUCCUACAGAGAGAGAGGACCAGCACCUGGAGGAGACUUUUCUGGACAGGGACUCACCGCUGACGGCUGCCAUGUGUGACAGGCGGCAGGAGGGCCCUGGUGCCAGGGAGCCAGUGUGCAUGCUGUGUCGCCGUGCAGAGGCUGACCCGGACGUCUGCGGUGACAAACUGGAGAAGCACGGGCUCUGUGCCCACGUGUACUGCCUGUUCUUUGCCACUCUACUUUAUGCUCAAGAGGACGAACAUGUUGGACUCUUUGGAUAUCUUCCUCGAGAUAUCCUAGUUGUAGUGCGGCGGGCGGCACAAAAGCGCUGCUGCGUCUGUGGCCAGAGCGGGGCAACCAUCAUGUGCUGCAUGGAGGACUGUGACAGAUGGUUCCACCUGCCCUGUGCCAAGGAGGGCGGCUGCGUCACACAGUAUAUUCCAUAUUACAGCUCCUACUGCCCUGAGCACCGUCCAAAGCAGGACGUGGAGGCGACUCCAGAGCCGGACACCAGUUGCCUCAUCUGCUUGGAGCCUGUGGAGGAUAGAAAGACUUUCAGAACCUUGGUGUGCCCAGUGUGCAAAAGGGCCUGGUUCCACAGGGACUGCAUCCAGGGACAGGCCAUGCGCGCUGGUCUUUUAUAUUUCCGGUGCCCCUAUUGCAGAGACGAGGAGGCAUUCCUUGUCGAAAUGUUCGCCCUGGGGAUCCGAAUCCCCUUCAGACUGCCAACAUGGGAGGACAACGAUGCCUUCGCGGAUCUAGGAGAGAGGCACAGCAGGUGCAAUGCCAGGGAUUGCCUUUACCCGGGAGGCAGGGAGGAGGCAGAGGAAGAGGGGCCCUGGGAACUGCUCCUGUGCUCCUCCUGUGCUGCUGAGGGCACCCACAGGCGCUGCUCCGGCCUGAGAAACAGCGUACAGAGCUGGGAGUGUGACAGCUGUGCUGGUCUUGGAACGGCCUCCAGAGAUGAGCCAGAGCUCAGUGGCCCCAGCCUGACCAGUCAGUCAGGACUGGAGCCUGCUCACAGCUCAGCAGAAUCUGAGGCCAUCAGCCCCAGCUCCCGCGGCCCGGUGCCAUCGGGGCUGGAUCCCCAGGCUUCAUCCGCAGAGACCAGCAGCACAGCACGGCAGCAGUCUCUGCCAUCUCCCUCGCUGGACACCAGCAGCCCCAGCACACCAAGGUCAUUGUACAGCAGCAUCCCUGAGCCUGAGGACAGGGGCCAUUCCAGACAUGCUGGGCCCGGCCGCAGGCGCACCUGCUCCCGCCAGGAAGGUCGGGCCUCCAAUGGACCAGUCCGAUCGAGGAGUCGCUGUGACAGGCGCAGCAGGACAAGACCAAGGACUGAGAGGCCCAGGCAAAGGGAGACACCUUCACAGGCAUCCCCCAGACGCAGCCGCUCCCGCCAGCAACACCGGGCCCUAAGUCCACCUGUCCGGUCCAGGAGUCGCCGUGACAGAAGCCACAGGACAGCAACAAGGACAGAGGGGCCCAGGCAAAGGGAGACACCAUCAGGGACAUCCCCCAGACGCAGCCGCUCCCGCCAUCAAGGUCAGGCCCAGAGCCCACCUGUCCGGCCAAGCAGUCACCGUGAUAGAAGUAGCAGAACAAGACCAAGGACUGAGAGGCCCAGGCAAAGGCAGACACCUUCAUGGGAAUCCCCCAGACGCAGCCGCUCCCGCCAUCAAGGUCGGGCCCUAAGUCCACCUGUCCGGUCCAGGAUUCGCCGUGACAGCAGCCACAGGACAGCAACAAGGACUGAGAGGCCCAGGCAAAGGGAGACACCGUCAGGGACGUCCCCCAGACGCAGCUGCUGCCGCCCGCAGCACCGGACCUCGAAUCAACCUCUCUGGUCCAGGAGUCGCCAGGACAGGAGCAGGAGGAGAGCAGCAAGUGCUGAGAGGCCCAGGCGCACGGGGACACCAUCAGGGAGGUCCUGCAGAGGCAACCGCUCCCGCCAGCGGCGUCGAGCCUCCACUGGGACCUCCAACAGCAGCACGUAGACUCGUCUUUUCUUUCUAGUCCAUCUGUUCGCUGCCGGAAGUGAAGUAAAGCCAAAAGGAAGAAGAAAGAAGAGAGUGAGACACUGCCUCAAGUGUCUGAAGAAAUCCAUUACUGUAUUGCUGAUGAUUUAAAAGACUUGUUUGGAGCUUCAAAGAACAAACCAGAAAAGACUGUGGAAAUACCCUGGGACAAAGAGGAUGCACAGGACUCUGCCCCAGAUGACCAUUUGGGACUUUUGCCCAAGAACAAGGCAGCUCAGGAGUCGAGCGCUUUCAAGUUUUCCUUCUUUGGAGACACAGAGGAGUCGGGCAUCAAAGAAGGUAACAGAAGAACCCUUCUCACAGUGCCAUUUCUAAGGAAGAGCUUCUGGCAGGCACUGUAGAGCACUGUGGUGUAAAGAAGGUCAGGACGCAGAGGAUUUUCAGCAGCAGAAAUCAGUAAUUAGGCUGAAGCAUUUUGAUCUUCAUUCCUGCUUGCCAAGGCAGUGGUAGAUUAAUGAGCGGGAGAAAGGUGACACACCAGUCAUAUCAAGUUUCAGAGAACCCAACAAGAUUUUAAAGGAAAUGUGUGUUAAUUUAGAGGGAGGAGCAAAAGCCUGGAGUUGACCAGGAGAUCCAUGGACAUUCUGCUUGUUACUGAAUUCAAUUCUUGGACCUAUAGAAGAAGGAACCUGAAUGACACGUGAUGGUUGGGAUGUUCUAACUGUAGAUAAAAUGAGGCCUUAUAGAAAGAAGACGAAACAACAUUAAAUCGAGUCACAGUCCUGUAGGAGAGAAAAGAAACCGUGUGAAGUUAUCCAAAAUAUUAAAAAAAACCUAUGCAAAACCACAAAGCAACGAGCCCCCCACAGUUGUGCUGAAUUCAGAAGGUACUCAGUGUCUUCUGAAUGCAACGAUACAUUCAUUAGAAUACAGCAGAGAUCCCGAGAACAGAGAGGAAAAUCCUGGAGCAGAGAUGUAGCUCAGAAAAUCUGGCAGAAGCAGAUUCUGUCCUUCCUACAUCUGUCUUCUCCACUAGUCUUGCGGACGCGGAACAAUAAAGCCGGUAAAAGUCACAUGGCAAGAGGAUUCACGUUUCCAAGACAGCAGUUCUGAGCGUGAUGAUGAGCCUGAGACGUGAGAAACUGAAACGGACCAAGAAAUGUUUGUUUCUUUACCGCGCACAGAAGGUGCUAGAGUUGUCUUCUUUGAAGAUGAUGAUGAAUGCCUAAGAGGUAAUUGCCUACUAGGAAUCUGGACUUUUACACCUUACCAAAACAUUAGCCCCAUGACAGGUUACCUAGACAUUUUGGAUCCUUUCAGAGGGCCCGAAGUUUUUUUGUAGAUCAGUAGAGUUCAGUGAAGAAAAAGGGUUGGGAAGACUGACGUAGAUUAUUGCUUGAGGAGCAGCUACUUAACUGUAUGUAAAGGAUGUAUUUAAGAGAAGGAGUGAAUUUAGAGACUUCUCCUAAUAGUGGAUUCAGAAACUUCUCUGAAGAAUUUGUUAGAUUUUCAUUUUUCCCGGAAUGCUGAAGGAAGCAUAGGGACACCAAAUAGAAAUGUAAGGAAACCAAUAAAGUCUUUAGUGA
Taeniopygia guttata (zebra finch) is the source of this 4130-nucleotide messenger RNA. Lineage: Eukaryota; Metazoa; Chordata; Aves; Passeriformes; Estrildidae. The record is from RefSeq and is a predicted model, not a curated record.